Molecule: messenger RNA, 465 nt
Organism: Saccharomyces paradoxus
Lineage: Eukaryota; Fungi; Ascomycota; Saccharomycetes; Saccharomycetales; Saccharomycetaceae
Gene: IAI11
Product: Iai11p
Exons: 2
Coding region: 1-465 (154 amino acids)
Cellular component (GO): mitochondrion
Source: RefSeq, a predicted model, not a curated record
AUGUCAUCAAGUAAAAACGACAAACCUAAUGUCAGCAAUGAGGAUGUCAUACACUUCAUAGACGACUAUAAGAAGAGAAGGAAGGCUCAGAUGACACGAUUCUUCGGAAUCACCAUUUUUACACUUAUAACAUGUAGAAUGGCCAUGAAGAAAAUGAUAACGACGAAAGUUCCAUUGAACACUUUUCAAACAAAUUACGCCAUCCGGAUGCAGACAGUAACGGGCACACAAAAGAGCCUUGCAAGUUCUCUCUUAGUGACUACUGGCAUGACCCUAGGUAUAUUUGGUAUGGGCAUCACAGGAACAUGUUGGAGCUGGGAUGUUUCAUCAUUCCAGGAUUUGAAGCAGCGUCUGGAAAGGCGUGCCAAUAACGAAUUUGUGGUGACGAAUAUGCCUCUCGAUAAAAGAAGCCAGCAAGUGGUGGACGCCUUAGUCAAGGCACAAAACCCAUCUCUUUGUAAUUAG